AUGACGAAGAAAAAGCGCAAUUUCAUUGUCAUGGGGGACUUUAACAUCGACAUUUUAGAUGAUAACAGUCCAAUGACUAGAAAACUCGCUGACUUGUUGGGGUCGUUUGGCCUUAACUGGUCGAUCACCUCUCCCACGAGAGUUACGACCACUUUGGCGACUGCGAUUGACAAUGUCGUCACAAAUUUGUCAGACACCGAGGCUUUAGUGGUCAACACAGCCAUUUCAGAUCACUAUGGCCAACAGCAAACCAAUUCGGGUUCCGAAGUGGAAAAGUCAACAACUGACGCAAUCGUUCGUCUGGUCGACAUGAUAGUAGAAGGAAUGGAAGAUCGAGGAGACACGUUGAGUGUAUUUCUCGACCUAUCGAAAGCAUUUGACUGUGUUGACCACCAUUCCCUCAUUCUCAAAUUGGAACAUUACGGGGUGCGAGGAGUGCCACUCAAGUGGCUCGAAUCGUACCUUAGUGAUAGAAAACAAUUUGUUGGAAUUUCAGACGUUCGAUCUGAAGGGAGAGGGCUUUAUUAUGGAGUUCCCCAGGGCUCCAUCCUGAGUCCUCUACUCUUUUUGAUCUACGUCAAUGAUGUUGGUUCAUCGGUAAGCCGCGGACAACUCGUCCAAAUACCCGAGAAUGUGCCGCUACAGCUGGUGUAUGCAUGCAUUGUUUUACGAAUGCUGUACAACAUAGCGUUGGAUACAUACGACAAGCCGAAUCAGAAUGUUGUGUCGUUUAAGUCACCCUCCCAUAAACGACAAAAUAUUGAGAGUCAGCGUUCUCUAGAGUCUCCAUCAUCUGGCCGUCGGAUAAAUUCUCUGAACCUGACACCGCCAGCACCUGACCCUGUGGUGGUUCACUCCGGAGUCGUCAUAGCCAUGCUCCAACUCAUACCUUCCAUACAGGACUUGGAGGAGACACAGCAAUCGCUGACUCUGCAAGUGUACAUGACUGAGGUGGUUAAAUCUCUUGUGCGCAGUGAACGCAACCAACAGGUGAUGUGCGACUCAGGGACAACCAUCUCAUUUGCUGUCUGUGGGUCACAAAGCCCUGGAGCAGGAAACUCACCCCUCCACUCCUCCCUCCAGUACAUGUUCGAACGACUGGCCACACAAAACCUGGAACCCAAGGACCUCAGAGAGUUCCUCCGGCUGGGCUCACCGCUGUGUUGUCUGCCGAUGGACACACUGUUCCACUCUGGUAGCCGCAGUGUAGGUGGACCAGUGCCACUCACCCGUAUUAAGACUCUGGUCUCCAUGACAACUCCUCGAUCUCACGAGCCCACAGGACCUUCUGUAGUCAAUGUAGCCACACUCACAGCUCCAGACAGUAACGUGGUCGGUGGCAUCGGCUCUGGGGACCGUAUAUUUCCACCUCAAACGGGGCUGAGCUACUCAACAUGGGUCUGUGUAGAACGGUUUAGUGACCCUCGUUCCGACCCCCAUUGUGUGCGGCUGUUGACUUUAGUACGUAACCUCCACUCAGCACGAGACGACCACCUUAUCUGCCUGGCGAUGGUGCUGUCUGCGCGAGACAAGGCCAUCAUCAUCACCACCCAGGAGACACCACUCAAUCACACGAGUGCAGACUGGGAACCUGAAGGCCAUGGGGGACUCCUGUGCCAGAGUGUGGUGCCCUGA
Messenger RNA from Homalodisca vitripennis (glassy-winged sharpshooter), 1635 nucleotides. RefSeq names its product WD repeat and FYVE domain-containing protein 3-like. Lineage: Eukaryota; Metazoa; Arthropoda; Insecta; Hemiptera; Cicadellidae. Bases 1 to 1635 code for a protein of 544 amino acids. The record is from RefSeq and is a predicted model, not a curated record. The transcript has 10 exons.